AGAAGCAUUGUUACAACAAAGAAAUAAUCUACCAAACACAAAUUUCCUUACUUUUUGUGCAAUGUUUAGGUAUUUUUUAAUGAAAUUCCAGUGUUACGUCCUUUGGAUUCAUGGAGAAUUGUUACAUAAGAGAACAUAUCAUAGACUGUGUGACUGCUGAACUCUGAUCCCGCAACUGUUACAAUGGAGGAGGAGAUCAAAAGAAACAUUUUAGGUGAAUUACAAUUUAAUGCUACAUUUUUAAACCCAAAUCCAUUUUCAUCCUCAGCUUUUUCUAGGCAGUAGACAUGUACAAGCAAAAUUCCUUUGUUCAUUUUAACUUGUGCCCACUUAGCCUUUGGCCAACUUUGAAAGCAACAGAACAUUUCAGUUAGCAAUUUAUAAUUGUCCUAAAUGACUAAACUUUAUAACACGUUUCCUCUUUCAGUGUGACUUUUUUUUACUAACAGCAUGCUUAGUGACGUGUACAGCAGGCAUUGUUGCCUCUUAGUGGGAAUUCAAGAGUGAUGAUGCUGCAUAGCUGGGCCUGGAGAAGUCCUAUAAAGUUUUAAGAGGCCAAAAUGCAAUAAAAAGCGACCAUUGUGCAAUCACAUUUAUUAUACUCAAAGUUGAAAUGACUUUCUUCUUUAUAUGCAUGCGCUUUUGGACACUGACCUCAUAAAAAACACUAAGUAUUGGUUAAUUUUUGAUUUAUUUACCUGAAGUUUUCCCUCCCAAUUUUAUUUGGCCAUAACAGGGUAGGCAUAAAGAGGGGCAAGAGAGACAGCUGCUCUCGUGGAGUCUCUUGGAACCAAAGAUUUACCACAGCGAAGGACCGUCCCAGUCUUCUCUCAAAUUGGGAUCAGUUUCUUCUGUUCGUCCUUUCUCUGCUGUCUUCUCCACAGUGUCCACAGCCAUGGCCACAGCCAUGCCCACAGAAGUGGUCUGCCUUUCCAAUGCCACCGUCUGCUCAGGCACAGACUGCCUCGUUCCCCCCAGUAACUUCAACGACAUACUGAGCCUGGUGUUGAGCAUCGUGCUCACCACUAUGCUUGCCAUGGUCAUGUUUGCCAUGGGUUGCACUGUGGAUGCCAAGAAGCUAUGGGGCCACAUCAAGAGACCAUGGGGAAUCUUCAUUGGCUUCCUCUGCCAGUUUGGAAUUAUGCCUUUCACAGCCUUUGCCCUGUCGCUGGCCUUUAACGUGCUGCCCGUCCAGGCCAUCGUCAUCAUCAUUAUGGGCUGCUGUCCUGGGGGCUCCAGCUCUAACAUCAUCUGUUUCUGGCUGGAUGGAGACAUGGACCUCAGUAUCAGUAUGACAGCCUGCUCCUCUAUCCUUGCCUUGGGGAUGAUGCCUCUUUGUCUACUCAUCUACACCUCCCUCUGGACUUCCGCUGACACCAUCCAGAUCCCAUAUGACAGUAUUGGUAUCACUCUAGUGUCCAUCCUCAUCCCAGUUGCACUGGGAAUGUAUCUCAAACACAAGAAGCCCCUCUUGGCAAAAAAGGUCCUCAAGGUGGGGUCCAUUGUAGGCUUUGCUCUCAUCAUCAUCAUAGCAGUGGUUGGAGGGGUUCUCUACCAGUCCUCCUGGACCAUCGCUCCUUCACUUUGGAUUAUUGGAACCAUCUACCCUUUUAUUGGCUUCGGCCUGGGCUUCGGCCUGGCUCGUUUUGUGGGGCAACCUUGGUACAGGUGUCGCACCAUAGCACUGGAGACGGGUUUCCAGAAUGCCCAGCUGUGCAGCACUAUCGUUCAGCUGUCCUUCUCCCCUGCUGAACUGGAGGUCAUGUUUGCAUUCCCCCUCAUCUACAGCAUCUUCCAGCUGGUGGUGGCACUCAUGUCUGUGGGAGCCUACCAGGGAUACAAAAAGAUGUGUCACCGGGGUUCAUGUGAGGCAGACAGCGAGUGCCCAUCGGUGGAGGCAGGCAAUGCUGAACCAGCAAAAGAGAAGUGCUGUGCUGUAGACAACGCCAGCUUCCAAUAUGACGAAAACGGCAACACCGAAGAGAAGGGUAAGAGCAGGAAUACCCAACUGUGAGACCCCCACCCCAAACAAACAACAGACUUUGGACUAUCAGCAAGAACACACAGCGAUCCUGGGCCACCACUCUACUGAUGGCAGUCACAUUCAUCGUCAAACACUCACUGCACUCUGCAGGCCAGAGGUGUGCACUACAGGUCUUGGAAUUACUCUGCAUGGAGAAGUUUCCAUCAAGUUGCUCCGUAUGUUUUAGAAAUGGGAAGUAGGAACCUAUCUUAAGUUGUCAGCACUGUGCCCUUCCAGUAUAUUGUACCAUGUCUUAUGCUUGUACAUAAAACAUAAAGACCUGAGUGAGGAAAGGGCCCACAGUUUGUGUCAGGAGAAUCUGAGAUAUAGAUGAGAUGCUCAGUUUUGCUCAAUGCAACUGAUGCUUUCCUUAACCCUAUAAAGCCUGAACUAUGAAAGAAUUGGCAGAAAAUUCCAAUAUUUUGAAAUUGAACCCU
Molecule: messenger RNA, 2460 nt
Organism: Myripristis murdjan (pinecone soldierfish)
Lineage: Eukaryota; Metazoa; Chordata; Actinopteri; Holocentriformes; Holocentridae
Gene: slc10a2
Product: solute carrier family 10 member 2
Exons: 6
Coding region: 896-2014 (372 amino acids)
Biological process (GO): bile acid and bile salt transport
Cellular component (GO): apical plasma membrane
Molecular function (GO): bile acid:sodium symporter activity
Source: RefSeq, a predicted model, not a curated record